ACACAUCAGCUGUAGGCGGGGUUGCUCGGUACAGAGCGGUCGUAAAAGACAAAAGAUACAGAAACCGCAUAGAGGAAGUAAGUAAUGACUCAGCCAACAAGGUGAUAAAUGCGUCCUCAAGACGUGAACGUUUGGACUAUAAUUAGGUGAACAUGAGAGGGAGACUUCCUCUAGCACAGAGGGAAGAAGACUGGAAGACCUCUAUAAACGCAGAAACAAGGACUUUGUAACCCUUUGAUCGUCUACGUUAACCACCAAACCAAGUGAGCAAAGGAUCUGGUCCACCACCAGCCUCAGCCAUGGCGAGCCAGGACCCCGUCAACCCUUCACACGCGACCUUUGACCUCUUCGUCCAAGCCCAGACCUGCAAGGAUGUGAAGCAUCACUUCGCCGAGCUCUGCAGGCAGCUGGACAUCGAUCCCAAGGAUUUCAGGAACUUCUACACCAAGCUGAAGGAACGGCUGAACUACUGGAAGGCCAAAGCUCUGUGGACGAAGCUGGACAAACGUGCGACUCACGCAGAUUACCAGCAAGGAAAAGCCUGCGCCAAGAACAAGUGUCUCGUGUUGGGCGCUGGGCCAUGCGGGCUCAGAACGGCCAUCGAGCUGUCCCUGCUGGGGGCUCAGGUGGUGGUGUUGGAGAAGAGAGAGUCUUUCUCCAGGAACAACGUUCUCCACCUGUGGCCCUACACCAUUUAUGACCUCCGCGCGCUCGGAGCCAAGAAGUUCUACGGCAAAUUCUGCACCGGGUCUCUGGAUCACAUCAGCAUCCGUCAGCUGCAGCUGGUUCUAUUAAAAGUGUCGCUCCUCUUCGGGGUGGAGGUGCACACCGGCGUGGAGUUUCAGGGCCUGAUUGAGCCCUCGGGCGAAAACGGUUGGAUGGCCAAGCUGAAGCCUGCGUCUCAUCCUGCUGCAACCUUCCAGUUUGAUGUCUUCAUCUCUGCUGGCGGAGGCAGGUUCGUCCCUGAUGGUUUUAAGCACAAGGAGCUGAGAGGCAAGCUGGCAAUCGGCGUCACGGCCAACUUCGUCAACAGAAACACGGCAGCCGAGGGCCAAGUAGCAGAGAUCAGCGGCGUGGCGCGCAUCUACAACCAGAAGUUCUUCCAAGACCUGCUCACGGAGACAGGUAUUGAUUUGGAGAAUAUCGUCUACUACAAAGACGACACCCACUACUUUGUCAUGACUGCCAAAAAGAACAGCUUGCUGAAGAAGGGGGUCAUUAAACAGGACCACAGCGACGCUGAAGAGCUGCUGGCUCCUGCAAACGUCAAUCACGAGGCGUUGCGCCUGUACGCCCGUGACGCCGCCUCCUUCUCCACGGGGGGCAAACUGCCCGACCUCCAGUUUGCUCAGAACCACGCCGGCCAGCCGGAUGUGGCCAUGUUCGACUUCACCUGCAUGCACCGUGCCGAGAACGCCUCUCUGGUCAGGGAGAGGAGGGGGAAGAAGUUGUUGAUGGCGCUUGUUGGGGAUUGCCUGGUGGAGCCUUUCUGGCCUCUGGGUACAGGUAUCGCCCGCGGCUUUCUGGCUGCUUUCGACGCGGCGUGGAUGGUGAGGAGCUGGGGAAUGGGCGUCCCGCAUCUCAAGGUCCUGGCUGAGCGAGAAAGCGUCUACCAGCUCCUGUCACAGACCACGCCGGAAAACACCAGCAAGAACUACAGCGGCUACAGCAUCGACCCCAAAACACGGUACACCAGGGUGAACCUGCUCUCCAUCCAAGCCCACCAGGUGCAGCACCUGUAUGACCUUGACAAAUCCAAUCCACCGAGCAAGAAACCGAAGAGCAAGUUGAUGCACAUGCGUCAAGAUUCAGUCAGCGGUUUCGAAGAGUUGUUGAAAUGGUGCCAGAAAAACACGACGGGUUACGAGAAAGUGAACGUUCAAGACUUCACCCAAUCCUGGAGGUCCGGACUGGCUCUGUGCGCUCUGAUCCACCGCUUCAGACCUAAGCUCAUUGACAUGUCCUCUCUGGACGAGUCCAACGCCGUUCACAACAACCAACUGGCUUUCAGCGUCUUGGAGAAAGAGCUGGGCAUCCCGCCUGUCAUGUCCGCCAGUGACCUGGCCAACAGUGGUCAGAUAGAUAAGUUAUCCAUGGUGCUGUACCUCACCCAGAUCCAGAAGGCCUUCACCGUGCCGGCAAAAGAAGCUGCAGGCUCCCUGCCAUCGUCCAAGCCUCUGACUCUCUCGCAGACACAGUCAGCUGUCUUCUUCCUGAACAAGCUGAAGCACAACUCUCUGCAAAGACGCAAGGAAAAGCUGGCGUCUGAGAAACGAGCAAGAGAGACGAGGAUGGAAGAUGAGGACAGCACGGCGGCGCCUCCUGUGUCCCCUGAGCUCAGACCUGCUCCUGCUCCUGCUCCUGCUCCUGAGCCCGAGCCUGAACCUGAACCUGAACCUGAACCCGGCACCGCUGUGCCGAUGACAAACAGCGAGGAGUGUUACUUCUGUAGUCAGAGGGUGUAUGCGCUGGAGCGAAUCAGUGCUGAGGGCAAGUUCUUCCAUCGGAGCUGCUUCACGUGCCAUGAGUGCGGCAUCACACUCAGACUGGGAGGAUACACCUUUGACCCGGCUACAGGGAGAUUUUACUGUGAACUGCACUCUGAAGAGCUGGUGCUGGAAACCGGGUCUUGUAAGGAGAGCGAAGGAACUCUCAAAGGGGCGAGCGAUGAGAACGGGCUUUCAAGUGACGAUUACACGCCGUCAGAUGAGGAGUUUGAGCACACUCUGGACUGUGGGCCUUCACGUAAAUCUGAAGGACAGGACCAACAUAUACUUGAACUCAAAGAGGAAUCACAAGAACCACAAGCUUCCGCAGAUCCUCCAUCUAAACCUGAGAUAACAGCACCCGCUGAGGAGGACGCUCCCAAAGUGCCCUAUCCCGUCCCCAAGCCUCGCCUCUCUCGCCAGACCUCGCCGAGCCCUCACCCCUCUCCUCCGACAGCAAAACCUCGCACAGUCCACCUCUUUAACCCCUCGACCCCUCCAGAGAAACGAUCCUCUCCAACCCCGACGAAAGACGCCUCCAAGGCAGCGCCGGACUACCGUCCGAAGCAGUCGCUCAAAAAGCUUCAGCUCACCGACGAGGAGAAAACCCAGCUGGUGAACCUUCAGAGCCUCAGCGCCGACUCUGACUCUGAGACGCCCGGUGGAUCCUCGUCCUGCUCCUCUUCCUCUGCUACAGCAGGAGGUCCGAGCCCUCCGAAACCAGAGGGCCUGGACGGGCAAGAAGAGGAGGGCUACUGGAGCGGGAGCACAGCUAGUCACAUCCUAGUCAAGAGGAACCGACGCUGCUUCAAGAGGAAAGAGAUCCCGAGCGGCCAGACCAGAGUAAGAUCCAAGUUUUCCCCCUGGAAUCUCUCGUCCCCGAGGAUCAGCAGAGACACCCGGCUCAGCGUCCUCAACAGUCACCCGGGGAGAGUGGAAACGAAAUUCAGACACGUUCACAGCGCCUCGGAGGAGGGCGUGGACGGAGACGACGACGACGAUGACGACGACGACGACGAGGAGGAGAUGUUUGAGCAAGAUGACGUCGACUUAUUCAACGAGAAAUUUCAGACAGUGCCAUCAGAUCCCGUCGAAGCUGAGAAGCUGGAGUUGAUGAAGAUGAGGACGCUGGAGCGGCGAGCCAAGAUGAGCGAGUUACAGCGACUGCGCAAAGCCCAGUCCAUCCAGCGGAGGCUGGAGGAGAUCGAGGUGACCUUCAAGGAUUUAGAAGAAAAGGGUGUAGAGCUGGAGCGGACUCUGCGAGGAGAGGCUGGCAGCGGCGGCUCUCCUGACAUGAUCGAGCAGUGGAUCCAACUGGUCCACGAGAAGAACGCGCUGGUUUCCGAGGAGUCCGACCUCAUGGUGGCGUCCCGACAGCUCGAGCUCGAGGACAAGCAGAGCAUGUUGGAGUUGGAGCUCAGGAAAUACAUGGAGCUGAACGACAAGACGCCGGAGCAGCAGGCAGAAGAAGAUCGGGUCCUCCAGCAGAUGAUCGAGGUGGUGGACAUGAGGGACUCCUUGGUGUCGUUUCUGGAUGAGAAGAGGCUGAAGGAGAUCAGCGAGGAGCAGGAGGCCUUCUCCAUCAGGGAGGCUAAGCGGCACUCGAAGGCCGGAGCUCAGGUUCACUGGGCGUAAGGCCUAUCACGCACACACGGCAUGAACCUGUACCUACCGCACGGUUAGAUGCCCUCAGACUUUCAGACUUGGAACCUGAAAACGUUUUUGAGAAGCCAAAGAUGAGACCGAAUCAUUGGGGGAGGGUGAUCCACCAACGAGGAUCAUCCAGCUAGGAUAAAGAGUUUGAGGCUUAAGGGCCAGAGGCUGAGUGAACACCAGUUGCAAUCCAGCCCCCCUAGAGGGAGACAUAAGCCUGGAGAUGUGAGCUUUUUAAGUCCACGACGCCUGCCGUGAUAGUGCGGUCACGGGCACCAGGACCUCUAGUGUCUGCUGCACUAUUUAACAACCGCAACACAGCAGAUAAUCAUUACCCCAGCCUGGGACUUGGCCUGGUUUGGUGUCAGGAACAUGUGACUCAUGUGAGUAGCUGGCUUUGAUAGAUAGAUCUAGGUUGGAGACGGUAGACAGUGUUUUUGAUGUUGAUUUUACUUGUGACAUCAUGGAUUAAGUGCUACUGUAAACAAUGACAUAACAUACAUAUCAUAACUCUAUGUUUAGUAUUUGUAUACUGGAUAAAGUCUAGAAAUAUAACGGUGGAGAAAAGAUAAAAUAUUAGUUGUUAAAAUUCCGUUAUUAGUACUCAUGGUUCAGUUUACUUUUACAUUAAUGAACUUUCUGAAUUUUGUAGCGCCUCCUGCUGUUCGCCACGUCCUUCCCUGAUCGCAUGUUGGAUAGUUAAUCUCAGGGGUCGAUCGUUCAGUCCUCUAGGAUCAGAGAUCUUCACCGAUGGCCUUCAACUGUCGGCUGCUCUUUGACUGGUGGUGUAUUAUACGAACACAAGGUGGAGGGGUGAAUGGAAAAAAAACCAGACUUCAUCUAUUUAUAAAUGCCAUCGUUUAUCGUUUGCAGGUGUUCCUAUUCAUGUGCUGCCCAAAUGGAGACAAAGAGCAGUUUGUCGUUUAGUGAAGAGGAGCCUUAUAUAUUCAUUGUUCUGCUGCCAGGCGGUGCCACCUGGACGGCACCUCACAGUAUAUCAAAUAAAGAUCAUGCACUUUGA
Larimichthys crocea (large yellow croaker) is the source of this 5160-nucleotide messenger RNA. It is a transcript of the gene mical1, whose product is annotated as microtubule associated monooxygenase, calponin and LIM domain containing 1. NCBI's taxonomy places the organism in Eukaryota, Metazoa, Chordata, Actinopteri, Sciaenidae. The transcript is spliced from 24 exons. The record is from RefSeq and is a predicted model, not a curated record. Gene Ontology annotation, molecular function: protein binding; FAD binding. Bases 300 to 4121 code for a protein of 1273 amino acids.